Molecule: messenger RNA, 762 nt
Organism: Penicillium argentinense
Lineage: Eukaryota; Fungi; Ascomycota; Eurotiomycetes; Eurotiales; Aspergillaceae
Exons: 2
Coding region: 1-762 (253 amino acids)
Source: RefSeq, a predicted model, not a curated record
AUGAGCGCAACCGACUUCUAUCCUAUCGGCAAAUGGCCUGCCCAUUCGGCGCAAAUGGCCGAGGCCCAAGAAGAGCUCGAGCAGCAAGUUUUCGGGGGCGACAGCUACCCUAUGGUGCUGCAGUCAGACAUGGAGCCAUGGCUCGGGCAGCUCGAUUGGAGUGGCGAGAUGAGCUCCAAGUCUGCAGGUCUGCAGCCAUAUCCAAAGUCCUGGUACGAGGCGGGCCUCGUCAGUGACCAGAGGAAACAGCUGGAAACCUCCUGGAACUGUUUGGGACAUGCAAACCCAUCAUCGACCUUGUACCACGCAGACGCCGAGCAGCGACUCCUCUCGCAGCUAGCAACCGAACGAGCCCUCUUCAUGACCCCCUCGGCCCAUUCUACCUACCCCAGCUGGGAAUUCCCAGGUUCCCCGGUAUCCGACUCCAGUGGCACUCCCGAAAUGUCUCACUCGUCCCGGUGGGAGUCGGAACAGGAGGAGAGACACUCCCGAUCGCCCAACACAGCCCCGGAACCCCACCGGAUACCAAACAAUGCUGCCUAUGAGUAUUUUCCACAUUCACGUAGGGUAGAUGAAGAGGAGUCAUUUGGAGUGUUGGAGAUGCCGGAUGGAACCACUCGGUGCACAGCCAACUGGUUGCCUGUCGAUUCGAGCGCUGGGUUCACCAUCGGUUCAGACUCGUUUCGGGGCCUGCAUGAUCUUGACCACAUGGAGGAUUCCCACGAACUGCGAGGUGCAUUCUUUGCGAACCCCACCAGAUGA